Molecule: messenger RNA, 2730 nt
Organism: Dovyalis caffra
Lineage: Eukaryota; Viridiplantae; Streptophyta; Magnoliopsida; Malpighiales; Salicaceae
Source: the annotation of a GenBank genome assembly
AUGGCCUCUGCCACAGCACCAACAACUCUCUCUCUCCUCAAAGCAGCCGCCUCCUCCACCUCAACCUCCACAGCUGUCCGUGCCUCUCUCCUCCCAGUCUCCACCUCCGGCCUCCGCACAACCAGCCUCCGUGGUCUUGGUUUCUCUGCUGCAGACCCAUUGUUUAGUUCUCAUGUGGUGUCAAAAAUCCGAUCUUUCAAGCCAAAUGGUAAAGCACCAAGAGCAGUGGUGUCUAUGGCAAAGAAGAGUGUUGGUGACUUGACAGCCGCUGAUUUGAAAGGAAAGAAAGUGUUUGUUAGAGCCGAUUUGAAUGUGCCUCUUGACGACAACCAGAAUAUUACUGAUGAUACUAGAAUCAGAGCUGCUAUUCCUACCAUUAAACAUUUGAUUUCCAAUGGCGCUAAAGUUAUUCUUUCUAGUCAUCUGGGACGACCAAAAGGUGUUACUCCAAAAUUCAGCUUGGCACCUCUUGUACCCCGGUUAUCUGAACUUCUUGGAAUUCAGGUUGUGAAAGCUGAUGAUUGCAUUGGCCCAGAAGUAGAAAAGUUGGUUGCUUCACUUCCUGAGGGUGGUGUUCUUCUUCUUGAGAAUGUCAGAUUUUACAAGGAAGAAGAGAAGAACGAACCCGAAUUCGCAAAGAAGCUUGCUUCCAUGGCAGAUCUUUAUGUAAAUGAUGCAUUUGGAACAGCACAUAGAGCACACGCCUCAACUGAGGGAGUCACAAAAUUCUUGAAGCCAUCUGUUGCUGGUUUCCUGUUGCAGAAGGAGCUGGACUACCUUGUUGGGGCAGUUUCAAGCCCAAAGAGGCCAUUUGCUUCCAUUGUGGGUGGUUCUAAGGUCUCAUCCAAGAUUGGAGUCAUUGAGUCGCUUCUGGAGAAGUGUGAUAUCCUCCUUUUGGGUGGAGGUAUGAUUUUCACAUUUUACAAGGCGCAAGGCCUCUCAGUAGGUUCAUCCUUGGUUGAGGAAGAUAAGCUUGAUUUGGCAACAUCACUCCUUCAGAAGGCCAAGGCAAAAGGAGUGUCUCUUUUGCUACCCAGUGAUGUGGUAAUUGCAGACAAGUUUGCUCCUGAUGCAAAUAGCAAGACUGUGCCAGCAUCAGCCAUUCCUGACGGUUGGAUGGGACUGGAUAUUGGACCAGAAUCUGUGAAGACAUUCAAUGAAGCUUUGGAAACCACCCAAACUGUUAUCUGGAAUGGACCCAUGGGAGUGUUUGAGUUUGAUAAGUUUGCAGUUGGAACAGAGGCCAUUGCAAAGAAGCUUGCUGAGCUUAGUAGCAAGGGAGUUACAACUAUUAUUGGAGGUGGAGAUUCUGUUGCAGCUGUAGAAAAAGUAGGAGUUGCUGAUGUUAUGAGCCAUAUAUCAACGGGUGGUGGUGCCAGCUUGGAAUUGUUGGAAGGGAAAGAGCUUCCAGGUGUCCUUGCUCUUGACGAAGCCGAACCAGAUUUGUUGAAUAAAAUGGCUACUAAGAAGAGUGUUAGCAGUCUUAAGGAAGCAGAUUUGAAGGGAAAGAGAGUGUUUGUGAGAGUAGAUCUGAAUGUUCCGUUGGAUGAUAACUUUAAUAUUACUGAUGAUACUAGGAUCCGUGCUGCCGUUCCCACUAUCAAGUACUUGAUGGAUCAUGGUGCCAGAGUUAUUCUAUCUUCUCACUUGAUUUUGGAUAUUUGCAUGCAAGCAGAUUUGCGCUUCGUUGUACUUCCUGCCAUUGUUUUAAGCGAUAGAUUGGAUGCCACUCCUAGCUUUUACAAAGCUAUGGGAUUGAACGAUGUUGGAGGACGCCCAAAGGGUGUUACACCUAAAUACAGCUUAAAGCCUCUUGUACCAAGACUAUCUGAACUUCUUGGUGUUGGGGUUAAGAUGGCAAAUGAUUGUAUUGGUGAGGAAGUUGAGAAAAUGGUGGCUGAGAUUCCAGAAGGGGGUGUUUUGCUCCUUGAAAAUGUACGGUUCCACAAGGAGGAAGAAAAGAAUGACCCCGAAUUCUCCAAGAAGCUUGCUUCUCUUGCUGAAGUCUAUGUGAAUGAUGCAUUUGGUACUGCUCACAGAGCCCAUGCUUCCACCGAGGGAGUCGCUAAAUACUUGAAGCCUGCUGUUGCUGGUUUCCUUAUGCAGAAGGAACUUGACUAUCUUGUUGGAGCUGUGGCAAAUCCCAAGAAGCCAUUUGCUGCUAUUGUUGGUGGCGCAAAGGUAUCAUCCAAGAUUGGAGUGAUUGAAUCCCUCUUGGCGAAGGUUGACCUUCUCUUCCUGGGUGGAGGAAUGAUCUUUACUUUUUACAAAGCCCAAGGGUACUCAGUUGGGUCAUCCCUUGUGGAGGAAGACAAGCUUGAUCUCGCAACUUCUCUUAUUGAGAAGGCCAAGGCCAAGGGUGCAAUUUUGUGGCAGGUGGUACCAGCUUCUGAGAUAGCAGAUGGGUGGAUGGGUUUGGAUAUAGGACCUGAUUGCAUCAAGACAUUUAGCGAGGCAUUGGAUACAACCAAAACCAUUAUUUGGAAUGGACCAAUGGGUGUCUUUGAGUUCGAGAAGUUUGCAGCGGGAACUGAGGCAAUUGCGAGGAAGCUUGCUGAGCUCAGUGGCAAGGGAGUGACAACCAUCAUUGGAGGAGGUGACUCUGUUGCUGCUGUGGAGAAGGCUGGACUCGCUGACAAGAUGAGCCACAUCUCAACAGGAGGUGGCGCCAGCUUAGAGCUUCUUGAGGGGAAAUCACUGCCUGGAGUCCUGGCUCUUGAUGACGCUUAA